GUGACUUUCCCAUCUUGCAGGUCGCCUCAUUUGUUUAUUUAGCACAAACGCAAACUCCGUUCGUUCCCCACCACCAUCUCGUCCAAAACCUAGAAAUUCGGAGUGAGAUUGUGUUCGUCCGUUUGCUUUCGUUUUUUCGAGAUCCGUGAGGAGGGGGAGAGACAGAUCCGUCGCUUGCUCCCAGCUCGAGGUUUGUGACGAGCGGAUUCGACGCGCGCCUCCGAAGUUCUUCCUGGAACUAAUUUGAUGUGCUAUGGAAUCCAAGGGUGGUAAAAAGUCCAGCAGUAGUCGUUCCUCCCUCAUGUACGAAGCUCCCCUCGGCUACAGCAUCGAGGACGUCCGCCCUGCAGGCGGCAUUGAGAAGUUCCGCUCCGCUGCCUACUCAAACUGCUCCAGGAAGCCAUCCUGAUAAUCCCUCUCGUGCCCCAUCCUAAUUGCUUAGAAUUCCCUCCCCUUUCAAUUCAUCUUCCUAAAUUUUCUCUUGCUAGCUGCUUUUCUCUGACCAGCAAAGCCUUUUCUCCCUCUACCAACCUUCUGAAACAAUGGCCGUCUCUGCGAUUGGGUUCGAGGGAUAUGAGAAACGCCUGGAGAUCACUUUCUCUGAAGCGCCAGUCUUCACUGACCCCAAUGGCAGGGGAUUGCGUGCGCUCUCUCGUGCCCAGAUCGACUCGGUCCUUGAUCUUGCCAAGUGCACCAUUGUAUCUGAGCUCUCCAAUGAGAAGUUUGACUCGUAUGUCCUUUCUGAAUCAAGCCUCUUCGUGUACCCGUACAAGGUUGUGAUCAAGACCUGCGGUACCACCAAGCUCCUGCUGGCCAUUCCAAGGGUUCUUGAGCUUGCUGAGGAGCUGUCCCUGCCACUUGCUGCUGUGAAGUACUCCCGUGGGACAUUCAUAUUCCCUGAAGCACAGCCUUCUCCACACAAGAACUUCUCUGCCGAGGUUGCCUUCCUGAAUGGCUUCUUUGGUGGACUCAAGUCUGGCGGCAAUGCCUAUGUCAUUGGUGAUCCUGCAAAGCCAGGCCAGAAGUGGCAUGUCUACUAUGCCACCCAGCAGCCUGAGCAGCCUGUGGUCAACCUUGAGAUGUGCAUGACUGGUCUGGACAAGAAGAAAGCUUCUAUCUUCUUCAAGACCUCUGAUGAUGGCCACACAUCUUGUGCCAAGGAGAUGACCAAGCUCUCUGGCAUCUCUGAAAUAAUCCCGGAGAUGGAGAUCUGCGACUUUGAUUUCGAGCCAUGUGGCUACUCCAUGAACGCCAUCCAUGGCUCUGCUUUCUCCACCAUUCAUGUCACCCCUGAGGACGGCUUCAGCUAUGCUAGCUAUGAGGUCAUGGGGUUGGACCCUGCCUCCAUGGCCUAUGGUGACCUGGUCAAGAGGGUGCUGAGAUCCUUUAGCCCGUCUGAAUUUUCUGUUGCUGUGACCAUCUUCGGCGGUCACAGCCUUGCUGGCACCUGGGGGGAGAGGCUGAAUGUUGGGAUCUAUGAUAGUACCAACAUGGUCGUCCAGGAGCUGCCUGACGGGGGCGCUCUCAUCUACCAGAGCUUCACUGCUGUCGGCGAAGACUUCACCGGGUCACCAAGAUCUGUCCUGAAUUGCAACGUUGAUGGCAAUUUAGUUACUGCCUGCAAGAUGGAUGCUUUCCUUUGCUGGGAAGACGAUGCUGCGCAGGAGAAGGAUGAGAGGGGGGCUGGUAAGAAGAUGAAGAGCUCCUGAUGGUGAUGCUAGCUGGUCUGAAUGAGCUUGUUGCGUCAGUUUGUUCUUAGAUUUCCUUUUCCUGCUCCUGUCCUAGUACUCUGUUAUGGGCAAGUGACGUGAAAAUGGUUAGCGUUUUCUGCCAGUGUGAGCGAAUGUAUGGAAAUGCCUGCAUCUGGCUGCAUGGUUUAUGAAUAUAAAGAAUAAGCCUUGUAUUGAGCAAA
This is a messenger RNA of Aegilops tauschii subsp. strangulata, 1912 nucleotides long. Its product is annotated as S-adenosylmethionine decarboxylase proenzyme. Gene Ontology annotation, molecular function: adenosylmethionine decarboxylase activity. The record is from RefSeq and is a predicted model, not a curated record. NCBI's taxonomy places the organism in Eukaryota, Viridiplantae, Streptophyta, Magnoliopsida, Poales, Poaceae. Gene Ontology annotation, cellular component: cytosol. Gene Ontology annotation, biological process: spermidine biosynthetic process; spermine biosynthetic process.